UUCCUUCUGCUGCUCACGGCAAUGUUGAAUUCCAACCAAACACUAGCAAGACCAAGCAGCUUUAACUCGGUGGUUCUUGGUAUGAAACAUUCUAGUACUUCUCUUCCUUCUCCAAAACCCUCAAGGAAGUCAUCAAAAAGGCCGUCAGAAGCUUCAGACAUGAUGGAGCCUUUGAGGGAGGUGAGAGAUGGGUAUUUAAUAUCUCUUAAUUUUGGGACACCUCCUCAAGCAAUUCAAGCAUACAUGGAUACUGGAAGCGACCUUACAUGGGUUCCCUGUGGGAAUCUGUCGUUUGAUUGCAUCGGUUGUGAUGAGUAUAGGAACAAUAAGCUGACAGCAGCCAAUGCAUUCUCUCCCUCUUCAUCUUCUUCAUCAGGUAGGGAUCUUUGUGGUAGCUCCUUCUGUAUUGACAUCCAUAGCUCAGAAAAUUCUUUUGACACGUGUACAAUGGCUGGAUGCUCAUUGGCUACCCUUCUGAAAACCACAUGCUCCAGACCAUGCCCUUCUUUUGCUUACACGUAUGGGGCUGGAGGGGUAGUCACUGGGGCACUAACAAGGGAUACCCUUACUGUUCAUGGAAAUAGCCCUGGUGUCACAAGGGAAAUUCCAAAAUUUUGUUUUGGGUGUGUUGGGUCUACAUAUAAAGAACCUAUUGGGAUUGCAGGGUUUGGAAAGGGAGGACUUUCUCUCCCUUCACAACUAGGAUUUUUACAAAAGGGCUUCUCUCACUGUUUCUUGGCCUUCAAGUUUGCAAAUAACCCUAAUAUAUCAAGCCCUUUAGUUAUAGGAGAUGUUGCAAUAUCAUCUAAAGAUUACUUGCAAUUCACUCCAAUGUUGAAGAGCCCUAUGUACCCUAAUUUCUACUAUAUUGGCCUAGAGGAGAUAUCUGUAGGCAAUGCCAGUGCAAUCAAGGUGCCCCAAAACUUAAGGGAAAUUGAUUGGAAAAGUAAUGGGGGAAUGCUGAUAGAUUCUGGAACCACUUAUUCUCACCUUCCUGAGCCAUUGUAUUCACAACUCCUUUCAGUUCUGCAGUCAGAGAUAAGCUAUCCCAGAGCCACGGAAAUGGAGAUGAGAACAGGAUUUGAUCUUUGUUAUAAAGUGCCAUGCACAAAUAACAAUUUCAUGGAUGAUCUCCUUCCUUCAAUAACUUUCCAUUUCCUGAACAAUGUGAGCCUUGUUUUGCCGCGAGGAAAUCACUUCUAUGCCAUGGGAGCACCAAGUAACUCCACGGUAGUGAAAUGCCUGUUGAUCCAAAGCAUGAAUGAUGGAGAUUACGGGCCAGCUGGGGUGUUUGGAAGCUUCCAACAGCAGAAUGUGGAGGUUGUGUAUGACUUGGAGAAAGGGAGAGUUGGCUUCCAGCCUAGGGACUGUGCUUUAGCUGCAGCUGAUCAAGGGCUUCACAAAAUAUAA
Messenger RNA from Corylus avellana, 1410 nucleotides. Its product is annotated as Eukaryotic aspartyl protease family protein. Gene Ontology annotation, cellular component: extracellular region. The record is from RefSeq and is a predicted model, not a curated record. NCBI's taxonomy places the organism in Eukaryota, Viridiplantae, Streptophyta, Magnoliopsida, Fagales, Betulaceae. Gene Ontology annotation, molecular function: aspartic-type endopeptidase activity. Gene Ontology annotation, biological process: proteolysis.